Medicago truncatula (barrel medic) is the source of this 1389-nucleotide messenger RNA. RefSeq names its product protein FANTASTIC FOUR 1. Bases 255 to 1211 code for a protein of 318 amino acids. Lineage: Eukaryota; Viridiplantae; Streptophyta; Magnoliopsida; Fabales; Fabaceae. The record is from RefSeq and is a predicted model, not a curated record. The transcript has a single exon.
UCCUCAUUCAUCUCCAUUCCUCUCUUCUCAACCCUCUAAUUUUCUCCCUUAUCCUUACAAACCUAAUCUUCAAUUUCAUUUCAAACAACAACAAAAAACCAAUAACCAAACCAUGUCUUUGGUUUAACACUCUCCAAAAUUUGCUCUCACCUCAUAACAUCCUCAUUUUUUUUUGUACUUUAAAAAUCCUCUGUUUUUCCCCUGUUUUCACUUACCCUGUUUUUAAAACAUUUUUUCUUUUUGGAUAAGACAAAAUGUCUUCUUCCUUGUGCCAAGGGUUGCAAUCUUGUCUUGAACCUCGUUUGAUAGAACCACGUAUUUUAACGCUCAAAUUGGCUCCACCAGGAUCAAACAUUUCACCUUCUUUAGACCAAGAGAAACCCAUCAUCAUCAACAAUGAAUGUGAAAAAAAUGACACAAAAUCUAGCUGGAGUUUCCUUCAAGCUUUAACAGAAACUAACAAAAUUGAAAAUGCAAAUGGUAACGUCUAUGUUCAUCCUACUGUGAAACGUUCCUCAUCAAUGCUAAGUGAAAAGAGCUUAGAAAUGUGCACUGAAAGCCUUGGGAGUGAAACUGGUAGCAAUGCUGGUGAAAGUAGUGAUAUUGAUGUUUCAUUAUUUUCUUCUGACACAAGAAAUGAUGUUAACAAUAACAACAUGAAUAAUUGUGUGUCUAGAAGAGUUAAUAAAGCUUCUUGUAACUUUCCUCCACCACUCACUUCAAUAACUGAUUUUGGUGGUGUUCAUGUUAGGCCUCAUCGCGAAGGUGGUAGGUUGAUAUUAGAAGCUAUUGCUUCUCCUUCUACUACUCCUUAUUUCCAUGCAGAACGUGUUGAUGGUAGGCUUAGGUUGAGUAUUUUUGAGACUGUUUUUGAUUAUGAUGGUGAUGAUGAGGAUUAUGAAGGAGAGGAAGAAGAAUAUGAAGAAGAAGAAGUAGAAGAAGGUGAAAGUGAAAAGAAGCAUAAAGUGAGUGUUGAUGAUUAUGAAGGAGAUGAAGAAAAAGAAGAAGAAGAAAAAGAAGAAGAAGGUGAAAAUGAAAAGAAACAUGAAGUGUAUGGUGAUGAAGUGAGUGAGGAAGAGUGUGUUGAGAAGGUGGAAGAUGAGAUGGGUGUGACUAAGUUUGGAAGACCAAGAAGGUGCAAAGAAAGUGGGAAUAGAGAUUUUUUUGGUGAUGGAUACUUUGAGCUUCCAUCUCUUUCACUAUGUCUUUGAAUAUAACUUGUUUGUAUUUUACUACUAUUAUCCAUCACUUUCUCUUUGUUUCAUUUUCUUUUUAGGAUUUCACCACUUAUGAUUGGUGCUUAUUUCUCAUUGUCCUGUGGAAGUUAGUUAUUAUAGUUAUUAUUAGUUAUAUUUGGACAUCGUCCUUCUAUCUAUGCCCCCUUCUUUA